AUGGCCAGCCUCCCAGAGCCCGCAAAGGAUCAGCCCUACUGGAACCUCUCUGCACUCGAAUCCGGCUUCAUCGACCUUCCACACGACUACCUCAUUGAUACUGCUCCUCCUGGCUCACGCAAGACUGUCCCUUGUCUCUCCUUCCUUCUCCGCCACUCCAAAUCCUCUGUCAACUUCGUAUUUGACCUUGGAACCCGCAAAGACCUCUCUUCAUUCACUCCCCAUUAUCUCGAGCGCAUCGCCGAGAUGACCUUCGUCGUCUCCGUCCCGAACGACGCCGCGGACUCGCUCGCCAAGGGCGGACUGAAGCCCACGGACAUCGACCAGGUCUGCCUCUCCCACCUCCACUUCGACCACAUCGGCGACCCCACACCGUACACCGCCGCGACGUUCCUCGUCGGCGCCGGGAGCCGCCCGCUCCUCGAGAACGGGUACCCGCACGACCCGACGUCGCUCUUCGACUCGCGCCUGCUCCCCCCGGGGCGCACGCGCUGGCUCGACCCGGACGCGGCGUCGGAAGGGUGGGCGCCGCUCGGGCCGUUCGCGCGCGCGCUCGACCUGCUCGGGGACGGGAGCCUGUUCGUCGUCGACGCGGGCCCGGGGCACGUCGCCGGGCACGUGAACGCGCUCGCGCGCACGUCCGCGGACGGCGGGUGGGCGUUCCUCGCGGGCGACAGCGCGCACGACUGGGCGCUGCUCCGCGGGGAGGCGGGCGUCGCGCGGCACGGCGCGUUCGGGUGCGCGCACCGGGACAAGGAGAGGGCGGAGGCGCACAUGGCGGACAUCCGGAGGCUGGUGGAGGGGUACCCGCGCGUGCGGGUGCUGCUGGCGCACGACGUGCCGUGGUACGAGGAACAGGCUCGGAGCGGGAAGAAGGGGUUUUGGCCCGGGGUCGUCGAGUCUCUGUGA
Messenger RNA from Epithele typhae, 909 nucleotides. RefSeq names its product Metallo-hydrolase/oxidoreductase. The record is from RefSeq and is a predicted model, not a curated record. Bases 1 to 909 code for a protein of 302 amino acids. NCBI's taxonomy places the organism in Eukaryota, Fungi, Basidiomycota, Agaricomycetes, Polyporales, Epitheliaceae. The transcript has a single exon.